AUGACUUCCAAGCUUGUUAAGUUUUAUUGGUUGGUCAGUCUCAGUUCAGCCAUUGUCUUCAUCAGCAUUUCAUACAUCCAGCAGUCGGUGGCUCAAAAUCUGGGUUUUCUUAUUCCGUUCGUUUCCGUCUUGAUGGGACUGAUCACAAUUCACAUGGCACGUAGUGAAAUGAUUUAUCAGCCCCCCAGAGGUAGCUGCCUGUUGACCGUCUGUGGCAUAAUCAUCAAUGCACUGAAGGUGUGUUGCGUACAAUGCCGCUAUUUCAGUGGGAACGUGGCCAACUCGGACCACGCCAAGGAAAACUAUGGAGGCCACUACACCGAAACACAAGUGGAAAACACAAAAUUGCUCAUCCGUCUCUUUCCUUUAUUUGCCUUCCAGGUCCUUUAUAGAUCGUGUGUUAUGCAGAUCCCAUCUGGAUAUAAUAUACAGGCAAUGAAUUCCAAUCUGAAUUUGAAUGGAUUCCUUUUGCCGAUCGCUGCCAUGAAUUUAAUAAGCAUCUUGCCAUUUUUAAUUCUGGCGCCCCUUCUGGAGUGUGUCAAUGCUUGUUUAAUGAACGCCAAAACAAGUGGAUGGUAUCCAAUGAUCUGUAUUGUUGUAGGUAACACCUCUGCAACUCUUUCCAUGGCGGUUGCUGGUUUCUUUGAGCUACGUCGGAAGCAUUUCCCUCUGGUUGAACAGACUCUUUUCGGAAAAGCUCUCCUUGUUUCUUCCAUGCCGUGUCUCCAUCUGGCUCCACAAUACCUCUUGCUUGGCGUAGCAGAAACUCUGGUGACACCUACCUGUGUCUUCAUCACAUUCCGAUUUCUGCCAGGCCAAAUUCGUGGGGUUGCCAUGCAAAUCUUGACUUUCUUCAAUGGAGCUGGUUGCAUCAUGGGUGCCUUCCUUAUCCAAACAACUUACAUUGGCUCACAAGGUGAGUGGUUUCCAAACGUUCUAAAUGAGGGUAAAUUUGAGAGAUUUUUCUUCUUCUUGGCCUCAUUAAUGAUUGUGAACAUUUUAGGCUUCUGGACCAUUUCACACAAAUAUAAUAAUCUCCAGGAAGACUACGAUGAAGGAUUCAGAGGGAGCCUUCUUCAGGAGCAGCUUUUACAGCAUGAGAAAUCACUUAAAUUUUAUGAUAGCAUCCUAGUUUGCCCCUCUUCCUUAUCCCGGAUGGAAACUCUCCUGUGAACUUACCCUCUGAAAACGACCGGCUGAGAACUUGAUCUACUCUGUCUUCAGACUAUUGCCUGUCAGAUUUUAAUGAUGUGUUCCUUCCUUUGUUUAUGGAUUGACUUAGCAAUAGGGGAUCGUAGUUUGUCUUUUUCAUGUCUGCUUCUCCCUGUGAAAAUUAAUUCUAUAAGUUCAGGACUUAACACCUGAAUGAUUCUAAAUCCAUGCAUCUCAUUCGCUUUCCUAUCGCCGAGAGCCUCAUGGGUGACAAAGCCUUUCAAAUAAGGCACCUUGAUAUAUUUUUUUUCUAAUCUCAUGCUCCAUAUCUAGUACAGCUACCAGAUUUGGUUUGCAAAAAUCCACAUGUUGGCAUCACAGCGUUACAGUUGUCUUCUUUCUCUCUGCUGCCAUAUAGUGGUCAUCUGGAUUUUUGCAGGUUGUGCUUGGUAGCUCCGUAUAUAGAGCAUGGGUGG
Thamnophis elegans (Western terrestrial garter snake) is the source of this 1628-nucleotide messenger RNA. RefSeq names its product solute carrier family 15 member 5-like. The record is from RefSeq and is a predicted model, not a curated record. Lineage: Eukaryota; Metazoa; Chordata; Lepidosauria; Squamata; Natricidae. Gene Ontology annotation, biological process: transmembrane transport. Gene Ontology annotation, cellular component: membrane. Gene Ontology annotation, molecular function: transmembrane transporter activity.